AUGGCAGAUCAGGACAUAACCAUAAAGCAUGAGGAUCAUGAUAUUGCAGCAAUAUCUCAAGAGCCUAAUGCAACACCAGAAUUCAUCAACAAGAAAGAACAGAUCUCACCAAUAGUGCAAACAACGUCCAACGGAGCACAAAGCCCAGAGCAUUUGCAUAUCAAGGAGGAGCCAGACACAGUAGACAAACCAUGUCAAGGCACAACUGACCAAAGUUUGGGACCAGGCGAUCUGGGAAACAACGAUGAGGUUGCCACCUGUCUCGACACAGUGAAGCAGGAACCUUCUGAGCAUGAUGCGGCAACAAGUGGCUGUGUCGCCGCCGAGCUUAACCCUGGCAUGUGCCAAGAGGCAAUAGGCUUGUCGAACAUCGAGAAAAGAUUGCGGAAAAGACCUGACAAGCGACAAAACUACGAUGCAAAUGAUGAUGGUGAGCGAGAACAAGACAGCGAUAGCGACAGUAACAGCGACAGCGAAUUCGAGUGCUCAGAUGAUGCAAGCAAACAUGCAACACGAGAGUCUGGCGAUACUUCUAAUGGGAAGCACAAAAUUAGGCGAAGGCCCGCGGCCAGAACUGCUCGUGAAUACAUCCCCAGACUCUACCAGAGGGAGGAUAAAGCUUGGGCAAAGCAGGAGCACAGCCAAAAGAAACGCAAAGCAGAUGCUAUGAAUAUUGGACCGACCAAGAGGUCCAAAAUGGCCGAUGCUGGUGCUCUAUCAGAGAUACUCAACUCACUUGAACAUGACUCUACCGGCGCAAUUGACAACGCUCAACAAUUUUGCCCCAUGAUGCCGGAUAUAAGUGCAGAUACUCAUCAAAAGCAGUUUGAGCUGCUUAGUCGCAGCAUUCCGGCUGGGGCAGACACUCGCCGAACGAAAACCCAACGCCGUGACCUCAAGGAAGCAGCCAAGAUAUUCGGAUACAAAAGAGUGAAGGCUUUGGACGGCAAAUGGCUCCUAGAGGGGAUGGAAACCCCCCUGUACAGUUAUCAGCUAACUGCGGCGGCUUGGAUGAUGAAGAGAGAAUUUCCAAGAGCCGGGCCAUGUGGAGGUCUAAUUGCCGAUGACAUGGGGUUGGGUAAGACUAUAACGAGCCUUGCUUGUGUGGCAGGCAACCCUCCAGAAUCCGAUGACUUGAAGACUUAUAUCCAAGGUACACUGGUAAUCGUACCAAACAUGGAAAUUGCAGAGCAAUGGGAGUCAGAAGUCAAGAAACAUUGUGACGAGCUUUUCAAAAAGUCUGUACUUGUGUACCAGUCAAAGAGCAAGAUCCCGGCUCACGUAUAUGAAGCCCAAAGGAUAGUGAUUGCUACAACAAGAGAAGUUUUGGCGUACUUUCGAAGGGUGCAAAAAGAAAACACCACCACAGAGGAAAUACUGGGAAACAACUGGUAUAGAAUCAUCCUGGACGAAGCCCACAGUAUCAAAAACUUGAAGAGUCUCACCAAGCAGAACAUAUGCGAGCUCAAAGCCAAAUACCGUUGGGCUCUGUCAGGAACACCACUCUCAAAUUCAGUCACGGAAAUUAUACCAUAUCUUAGGUUUAUAGGGUUCGAUAUGCAUGAGCGGAAAAACAAGUUUCGCCAGGAAUACAUGCACGAGAACAAGGCAAACGAAAAAUUAGAGACGAUUAUUUCGAUGGUUAUGUACCGAAGGACCAAACAUGACACAUUUCUUGGUCACACAAUGAUUGAUGUUCCACCUAGCCAGACGCAUGACAUUUGGGUUCCUCUUACUGAUGAAGAAGAGGCUAUCUAUGCAUUUGUACAAGACUUUUGUGUCCAAGAAGACAAAAAGAAGGCGGACAAGAUGACGCCAGAAAAUAAAUGGAGCAAAGACGCAGACAACAAAAAGAUAAGACGACGGAACAUGUAUAUGAGGGGACUCAUUUCUCACCCUUAUAAUAUUGAGAGACUGCUGCAGACGAUGGACGAACCAUGUCAGCUCCAGGAGCUGCGCGAUAAGAUACAACAAUGCAACGAUUCGAAGCCUGUCCUUGAUCAAAUCUUGGCCAACUCGGACGCGCGACAGACUCUAGAGAAAUAUAAAUCUGGCCUUGAUCGAAUGCGUGGCUUUUCAAACAACGCCUUUGGAGGACGUUUCAUGUUUGAUGGGCAUCUUGAAGCUAUUCAGCAAGAACUAAUAGCCAAAAAUACCCAAUGUGUUGAAUGCAGUGCCUCCAAUCCAGAGAAACCAUUUAAGCUAUACGAAUGCCACCACAUGUCAUGUUGCGACUGUUUGGGACGUAUGACGCAACGCCAACUAUCUGGGCAAUCGUCCCGAGCCGUUCGCACGGCAUGCCCUGUCAAUGGAUGCAAUGCGCUGUUUUCCAGUGUUUCGCGCCUGCGAACACUUUCGGUUAUUGCUGCUGAGGCGCUACGAGACAAAUCGUACUCCCCUCUUGACAUUGAUAAUAAUGGCGUAGUUUUGAGACGAGACCAUGAUCAAAUUGGAUGCUUUGUUGCUAGCUGUGCUCCUUCAGGAGAGUUUCCAAUGCUGCCGAAUGCCCGACUGACGGCGGCCAUGACGGUCCUGCUCAGCUGGCUGACCGACUAUCCAGAAGAUAAAGUUAUAGUAUUCACUCAGAAUGUGACAACUGCUAAAGUUCUUGGAUGCAUGCUCAAUCACGCAAAGAUCGGAUUUGUAUAUUACUACGGAUGUAUGGGCACAACCAAGAAGACCAUGGCCUUGGACACGUUCAAGAGUGAGGGGAAUACGAAAGUCUUCCUUGCAGGACUGAAAUGCGGCGGACAAUCCCUCAACAUUGUUUGCGCCAACCGAGUCAUCAUCAUCGACCCCUGGUGGAAUGUGACAUCAGAGCUCCAGGCAGCGGGACGAACAAACCGAAUAGGACAGAAGAAGAACUGCUGGGUUGUCCGCAUUUUUACUACCGCAGCGACGGACAACCGAAUUGUGGAACUGCAAGAGUUGAAGAGCGAAGAAAUUGACCACGCCUUGCAGGACGACGGGCAUAUACCUUAA
Messenger RNA from Pochonia chlamydosporia 170, 2982 nucleotides. RefSeq names its product type III restriction enzyme, res subunit domain-containing protein. The record is from RefSeq and is a predicted model, not a curated record. Lineage: Eukaryota; Fungi; Ascomycota; Sordariomycetes; Hypocreales; Clavicipitaceae. The transcript is spliced from 12 exons. Bases 1 to 2982 code for a protein of 993 amino acids. Gene Ontology annotation, molecular function: ATP-dependent chromatin remodeler activity; ATP binding.